Molecule: messenger RNA, 2004 nt
Organism: Lineus longissimus
Lineage: Eukaryota; Metazoa; Nemertea; Pilidiophora; Heteronemertea; Lineidae
Exons: 4
Coding region: 1-2004 (667 amino acids)
Biological process (GO): DNA integration
Molecular function (GO): nucleic acid binding
Source: RefSeq, a predicted model, not a curated record
AUGAAUGUGCUGUUCUGGAUUACAAGGCCUGGAAAGAAAUAUAAGCCGUACGUCGCUAACCGCGUGGGAGAAAUCCAAACAAAGACCACAGCAGAUCAGUGGCGUCACGUUCCAACAAAGAAGAACCCCGCGGAUAAAGCCAGCAGAAGAGCCAUGGGUGCCCAGUCCUGGACAGAUGAGCUGACCACAGAAGAGUUCAAAGAAGCAGAAGACUGUCUAGUCCGUCAAGCUCAAAAAGAAGAUUUUCAAGAGGAGAUAAAUUCAAUGUCAUCAGGGAUUAAAACAGUCAAGAAAUCCAGUCCACUUGCUUCACUCAGUCCCUUCUUUGAUGAGACAAGACAACUCCUACGCCUGAGAUCACGCCUGGAGAAAGUAGAAUAUUUGAACGAUGAUGAAAAAUACCCAGUAUUUCUACCCAGAAAAGGAGACGUGACAAGAUUAGUGGUUCAGAGAGCACACGAUAAAAUCGGCCACCCAGUAGAAAGAGAAGCAACAAUCCACAAGAUCAGGCAAAACUACUGGAUCCUGAGAAAUAGAGAGGCAGUAAAUGAUGGGGGAAGAAAAUGUUCGACAUGCAUUUUAAAGAAAGCCAAACCUCAGAAUCAACAGAUGGCGCCUAUUCCCAAGUUUAGACUCCAACCACCCCUGAGAGCAUUUUCGAAGUGCGGAAUAGAUUUUGCCGGAUCAUACUACACGAAACAAGGCCGAGGAAAGACACAAACGAAAAGAUACCUCGCAGUAUUUACUUGCCUUCAAACCGGAGCGAUUCAUCUCGAACCAGUCUACUCAAUGGACACAGAUGGGUUUUUGAUGGCAUUCUCCCGGAUGACAAGUAGGAGAUCAGUACCAGAAGAUGUCCUAACAGACAAUGGUUCCAACUUCAUAGCCGGUGAGAGGAAACUUCGAGAGUUUGCUGUGGAUUGGAACAAGGUGCAGACGACGAUUGCUUACCAGAACAAGGGGUUAAAAUGGCACUUUAACCCACCGGCUACUCCACAUUAUGGAGGCGUUUUCGAAAUCAUGGUGAAAGCGGCCAAAAGAGCUCUGAAGACUAUCAUCAGCCGGGCAGACAUCAAUGAUGAAGAAUUUCAUACGUUCGUUGUUGAAGCAGAAGGUCAAAUUAACUCAAGGCCUCUGACGCCACCUAGCAGCGAUCCAAACGAUGAUCUACCACUUACUCCCAACCACUUCCUUCACGGUCAGUUGGGAGGUCAGCUGGCCCCGUCUGCAGUUGAUGAACAGCAGAGAAUCAAUCCGAGACGGCGAUGGCAGAGAGUCCAAGAGCUGCUCCGGCAUUUCUGGGCUCGUUGGAAGAACGAACUUUUACCGCUACUUCACAAUCGUAAAAAGUGGCUGUAUGAGACGAAAAAUCUACAGAACGACUCUCUUUGCAUCCUGGUAGACGAAAAAUUGCCUCACGGACAAUGGAGACUUGCCAAAGUUGUCGAAACCUACCCAGGAAGUGACGGAUUGAUGUCAAGCCAAAAAGCAUUCGAUCAAAAGAUGCCGCCCCAUGCUCACGUACAGUCGCUCAUCAAUCAGAUUCAGAAGCUGCGUAAAAGAAUUGUCGCACAUCCAAGUUCGCUGUGUCACCGCAAAAAAAUGAAACUUGAUCCCACCAUCGCGACUCCAUCCACUUCCGCUGCAAGCAUUUGGAACUCAGAUCUUGACGAUACCAUCUUGAACAAAUCACUUGUGCUCGCUCUUAGCCAGUCACCACAGAAGAGUGACACGUACUUCCCACUCGCCCCAGGAGCUGACACUACUUCUUCAAAACCUGUCGGAAAAUGUGACAAGACCACAACACCAGCAGCCGAAAACAAGCUUUCUGUCGAAAACAAGUCUACAACACCAGCGGCCCAAAACAAGCCACCUGUCGAAAACAAGUCCACAACACCAGCAGUCGAAAACAACCUACCAACACCAGCGCAAGCAGCAGCACCAAUCCAGUCCAAAUUGGAAGAGGCCAUGCAAUUGGUCAGCGAAGACGACCCACAGGCAUAA